Messenger RNA from Cotesia congregata, 3993 nucleotides. The record is from the annotation of a GenBank genome assembly. Lineage: Eukaryota; Metazoa; Arthropoda; Insecta; Hymenoptera; Braconidae.
AUGAACCAAGACGACAUUGACAUGCCGUGCUCGUUGCCGUGCUCGUUACCAGACACUCAGCCAGUUGAUUUUUUAACACAAACUCAAUCUCAGGAUGUUUUUUCGCAACCCCAGCCACUGGGAAUUUGGGGACAGUUGAACCCUGCAAGAAGAGUGUCAAAACCUGAUGUUUACAACGCACCGUUCAUUAAUUUGACGAAGGAUGAAUACACCCUAGGUAGAAACAAAGAUUGUGACAUUUGUUUCAGUGAAGACAAAAGCGAAAUUAAAUUGACCAAACAUUAUCAAAUAAUCAGCAAAGUGCACUGCAUUAUUACAAGAGAAGUUAUUAACAAUAAAAAUGACGUUGUUAUUUUUAUUCAAGACAAGUCUUCCAAUGGGACGUACGUUAAUAGGAAGUUAAUUGGUAAAGAAAAUAAAAUAGCUCUCGAUCAUGAAGAUGUUAUUUCAUUCGCAAGGCCUGAAAAUGCUGUUUACACAUUUAUAAGUAUAAAAGCUUAUGAAACAAGUGGUUUGCCUGAUACAUUGAGGUCUAAGUACAUUUCAUUGAAAACACUUGGUUCAGGUGCUUGUGGCGUUGUAAGAAUGGUGUAUUCCAAACAACUAAGCAAAUCAUUUGCUGUCAAAGAGAUCUCUAAAAAAAAAUCUGGGAUUGUGUCUAGGUCACCUUUCGAUGAUCCUGACCGGAUUAUGAACGAAGUUAAAAUACUACAAGCUUUAAAAAAUAUUAAAAACAUGAUGACUGUUGAUCCCGUUCAGAGACUGACAAUAAAACGAGUAAUGACUGAUCCAUGGUUGGAGGAUCGGGUUAUAAGACAGCGCAUUAACAAGUUGAUCGCCGAUUACAACACUGAGAAUGAGAAUCAAUCUCCAAAUAUUCCUUUGGUUGGUGAACUGUCACCGCCAAGACCAUCAGUUCAACAACAGCCCUUAUCAUUCAGAUUACAUGUUACAGUUCGAAUAGAUUGGACAAACGAAAUGGUUGGGGAAAAAGUUUUAGUUAUUGGCGGCGGUGGACGAGAACAUGCUAUUUGUUGGAAACUAGCUCAAUCUCCUCAUGUUGAAAAGAUCUACGUCUCGCCUGGAAACUGCGGCAUGCAAAAAAUAAGCAAAGUGACUCUGCUAAACCUGAACGUUAAAAACAACAAAGAAGUAACUGAGUGGUGUAAAAACAAUUCAAUAAGCCUGGUAGCAGUUGGCCCGGAAGAAUACUUAGCAAAUGGAAUCGCAGAUGAAUUAAAAACCAGAGGGGUGAUGUGUUUCGGGCCCGAAAAAUCAGCAGCGCUCAUAGAAUCCGACAAAGAUUGGGCCAAGUCGUUUAUGGACCGACACAAAAUUCCCACCGCACAAUGGCGAUCAUUCACCUCCGCUGAAGAAGCUAAAUCAUUUGUCAAAAACGCGCCAUUCCGAGCCUUGGUGAUAAAAGCGACUGGUCUGGCGGCAGGUAAAGGGGUCGUGGUAGCUGCCUCUGAAGACGAAGCAUGUCUUGCAAUUGACGAGAUGCUUGUUGACAAGAAAUUCGGCGCAGCCGGAGAGACAAUUGUCGUUGAAGAGCUGCUCGAAGGAGAAGAAGUUUCCAUGUUAGCGUUCACCGACGGCAAAACUUUCAAAAUGAUGCCACCGACUCAAGACCACAAAAGAAUAUUCGACGGUGACCUGGGUCCCAACACCGGUGGAAUGGGCGCUUACGGCCCCUGUCACCUGCUGACUCCAGAAGACCAAGAAAUCGUCAGGAACAAAGUUCUCGAAUCAGCGAUUCGCGGGUUCCAGGAUGACAAACUUCCGUACGUAGGCGUUCUUUAUGCUGGGCUGAUGCUCACCAAAUCCGGGCCCAAAGUUCUGGAGUUCAACUGUCGGUUUGGUGAUCCAGAGACUCAAAUAAUCAUGCCCUUGUUGGACUCUGAUCUCUUUUUGAUAAUGAAGUCAUGUUGUCAAGGUAAUUUGUCUUCUCUGAAUAUCAACUGGCAUGCGGAUAAAUUCGCCGUUGGAGUGAUUCUGGCGUCUCGCGGCUACCCAGCUUCUUCCUCAAAGGGCCAGGUGAUAACCAACAUCAGUUCCAUAGAAUCACGUCCAAACCACUUUGUCUUCCACAGCGGAACGGCUUUGUCCAACGGCGAAAUAGUAACCAACGGUGGAAGAGUCCUGAUAACAACUUGCCUGUCUUCUUCCCUUGAAUCCGCGGCAGCAAAAGCAACCAUUGCAGCUAGAGAGAUUUCAUUCGACGGCAAGCAGUUCCGGAAAGACAUCGCGCACAAAGGAAUCGCUUCGUCGAUCCUAAAGUCUGGGACUUUGUCUUACAAGAGCAGCGGAGUUGAUAUCCAAGCUGGUGAUUCUUUGGUAGGGCGAAUAAAGUCUCUAGUUUCGGGAACAAAGACGUCAGGAGUGUUGGGGUCUAUCGGAGGAUUCGGAGGACUUUUUGACACUCGCGCAGCCGGGUUUGUAGAUCCUAUUUUGGUGAGUGGAACUGACGGAGUCGGGACUAAGCUGAAAAUCGCUAUCGAGGCGGGUAAACAUCAAACAGUUGGGAUAGAUUUGGUAGCUAUGUGCGUCAAUGACGUCCUAGCACAUGGAGCCCAGCCGCUUUUCUUCCUUGAUUACUUUGCUUGUGGUCAUCUGGAUGUCAAUGUAGCCGCUGAAGUGGUCAGUGGCAUUGUCGAAGGCUGCAAGCGAGCUGGCUGUUCGCUGAUCGGCGGUGAAACUGCCGAAAUGCCGGAUAUGUAUUCUACAGGAGAUUAUGACUUAGCAGGAUUUGCUGUUGGAGCUGUUGAGAGGGAAAAUUUACUCCCUAGAAGCGGAGAAAUAGGUGAAGGUGAUGUAGUUAUCGGGUUACCUUCUUCGGGAGUUCACAGCAACGGGUUCAGUUUGGUGAGAAAGGUUCUUAAGUUGAAUGGAAUUUGCUUGCAAGAUACUGCGCCGUUUUCAACGCGAACUUUUGCUGAGGAGCUGCUGGAACCAACAAGAAUUUACACGCGUAGUGUUGUUGAGGCUCUGAAGGCCAAGGUUGUUAAAGCUUUUGCCCAUAUUACGGGCGGAGGAUUGGUGGAAAAUGUCCCGAGAGUUUUGCCCCCUGGGCUGGCAGUUGUUCUUGAUGCUGACAAGUGGAAAAUUCCGAGAAUUUUUGGCUGGUUGGCAACUGCUGGUGGAGUAAAUGAAGCAGAGAUGCUGAGGACUUUCAACUGUGGAAUUGGAGGAAUUAUUGUUUGUGCUAAACAGCAUCAGGAUAGAGUUUUAAAAUUGCUGGAAGCUGAAUAUCCGGUUGUUGUUGGGUCUGUGGUGAAGAAAUCCGACAAGCCGACUGUGGUGGUGAAUUUUUCACGUGCUAUUGAAAGCGAAAUGCGUCGGUAUGUGCCGAUGUUGAUGGAGAGACUGGUCUCGCCGUGUAAGAAGGUGGGGGUUCUUAUUUCUGGCAGUGGAACUAACCUUCAAGCGCUUAUUGACGCUACUAGAGACCCUGCGCAGAGAAUGUGCGCAGAAAUAGUUCUUGUUCUGUCGAACAAGCCCGGAGUCGAGGGACUGCAACGGGCUAAACGGGCUGGCAUUCCCACGAGCGUUAUUAAGCACGUGGAUUAUAAGACACGCGAAGAGUUUGAUGAAGCUAUGGAUCAGGAGUUGAGCGCUAAGGGAGUGGAAAUAGUUUGUCUUGCGGGAUUUAUGAGGAUUUUGUCGGAGAAAUUUGUUAGAAAAUGGAAGGGCGCUUUGCUUAAUGUACAUCCUUCAUUGCUACCAGCUUUCAAGGGAGCUAAUGCUCAUAAAGAUGUUUUGGAGAUGGGCGUCAGAGUUACUGGGUGCACUGUUCACUUUGUUGAGGUUGAAAUUGAUUCCGGAGCAAUAAUCGAACAGGAAGCAGUACCUGUGUUACCGGAUGACACGGUUCAAACUCUUCAAGAAAAAGUCAAAGUCGCUGAACACAGAAUUUAUCCCAAGGCAUUGCAAUACCUUGCGACAGGUCGUAUUGGAUUGGAUGCUAAUGGCAAAAUUUAUUGGAACUAUUGA